Molecule: messenger RNA, 1967 nt
Organism: Coccinella septempunctata (seven-spotted ladybird)
Lineage: Eukaryota; Metazoa; Arthropoda; Insecta; Coleoptera; Coccinellidae
Product: LYR motif-containing protein 9
Exons: 5
Coding region: 166-1950 (594 amino acids)
Biological process (GO): tRNA methylation
Molecular function (GO): tRNA (uridine) methyltransferase activity; metal ion binding
Source: RefSeq, a predicted model, not a curated record
ACAAAUUACCUUCAGGGCCUAAACAAUAUUACAAAUUCCAAAUAAAACAAAGCUUCAAGCAGCAUAAAACUGAAAGUGAUCCUGAAAGGAUACGUGAAAUUAUCAGAAGAUCUUAUGAAGACGCCGAGUGGGUUAUAAAAAAGUAUUUUCCAGAAAAGAGCUAAAAUGUUCCAAGUUCCACUGGCAACCAGUGCUUCAGUUUUAUCUAGAGAUGAGUUCUGGAAAUCACUAUUAAUAUAUCAUAAUCGACCACAUAUUAUAAAUAGAAAAAUAGCUGUUGCAGACCAAAUAUUAUUUCAUAAAAUUGAUUUCAAUUGUCAGAACACUUUCAACAUAACAGAUGUACUAACCCCCCAUGCUUUGAAAUAUGAAGUGCAAAGAUUAGAAAAAGUAGAUAGAGAAAAUAUUGGCCAGAAUUUUUUAUUGAAUUUAUUGGAUACUUAUGAUAAAAAUGUCAAAUUAUAUGAAGAAAAUAUUGAUACUCUGUAUACAUCAAAUAGUGGUCUAUACAUCUCUGUUAGAAUCAUUUUACCAAGAAUUAACAAAUGUAGUAAAUGUGUUGAACUGAUAGUACUUGAUAGAGACAACAACUGGGCAACUUUCUUCUCUGCAUGUGUCGAAGAAGAGAAACUGAAUCCUUUGCCAUUGUUUCCAUAUCGAAUAGAAUUGACAAGAGAGAACUUCAUGAGAAUUGUGUUGAACAAUUUCGAAGAUGCUGAUACAAGUUGUGCUGAAUGGAUGUUUAAUUUUUUGUUCAAAAAAUUGAUAAACUGGACUGAACUUGCUGAAGAAGAGAAUGUCAUUCAAUCCUUGAUGAGAAUACCUAAGGAGAAGUAUUGUCAUUGUUACAACAAUUUGAAACAAAUAUAUGGAGAGUCUUUGAGAAAGGUUUGGUGGGAAAAAACAAAGACAGAUCCACAAAAAUUCAUUUAUGAGGAUAUUGCCAUUGCAUCCUACCUGAUUUGUUUAUGGCUUGAGGAAUAUAAAGGUGAAGCUAGGAAUUUUGUGAACUUUGUUGACUGUGGUUGUGGAAAUGGUUUACUUGUAUAUAUUUUAAACAAAGAAGGUUUUAAGGGCCAUGGAAUUGAUCUAAGGAAAAGGAGAGUUUGGGAUUUGUUUUCAGAUAGUGCAGAUCUAAAGGUUGGAAUUGUUGAUUCUAAUUCCAAAUUCCCAAAUGCAACAUGGUUGAUUGGCAAUCAUUCUGAUGAAUUAACCCCCUGGUUACCAGUAAUUGCAUCCAAAAGUUCUCCUAUAACAAACUAUUUUGUCUUGCCUUGUUGCCCAUUUGAUUUUUGUGGAAAGAGAUAUAUUAGGAAAAACUCAAACAUAAGUCAAUAUGCAGAUUACUUGCAGUAUAUAAAUAGUAUAUCAGAAAUUUGUAAAUUCACAACUUGGUUUGAUAAAUUGAGAAUACCAUCUACAAAAAGGAUCUGCUUGGUUGGUUUGAGAAAAAAUGACGGUUCAGAGAUAACUUCCGAUAUCUUUGAAAAUAUAGAUAGCCUUUUGAAAUCAAAAUUUGCCUCAAGUAACAUUAAUUUUGAAGCUAGGCCAUCAAUAGAGAAAGUAAGGAAUUGUACUCAGAUUGAUCAGAAUGUAAAGCAGAAAAUAAUUGAAGAAAUUUGUAAUUGUUUACUGCUUAGGGAAAGGUUCAUCAUCAGAGAUAAUGGUACAAAGUGGAAUAUAGGAGGUUCAAUUCCUUUGAGUGAAUUGUCCAAAUUACUAACAAGGGAUUAUAUGAAUCAUCUUAAGAAUGAAUUUGGUGGAUUGCAGACUUUACUGAGAAAUCAUCGUUAUAUAUUUAAACUUGAAGAAGCCGCUGUUUCCUUAAGGGAGCCCUAUACACUUGUAGAUACUUCAAAAUACAAACAGAAACCUUGUUGGUAUUACAAAUUUCAUCCUGAUGGUUGUUUGUAUAGUGAUGAGAUAUGUGGGUAUUCUCAUGUUGAAUAAAGAAGCAUCCAAACUUU